This is a messenger RNA of Epithele typhae, 687 nucleotides long. RefSeq lists its product as uncharacterized. The transcript has 3 exons. NCBI's taxonomy places the organism in Eukaryota, Fungi, Basidiomycota, Agaricomycetes, Polyporales, Epitheliaceae. The record is from RefSeq and is a predicted model, not a curated record. The coding region runs from base 1 to 687 and encodes 228 amino acids.
AUGGACCACACCAUUUCUGCCUACAAGUGCCAUCCAACCGACAUCGACGAUGGAUCUGAUGACAGUGACUCUCCUGCUAUCGCGUUCUCGCUCCCGUCAAGCUCCGACCACACGUCUCAUCCCGCCACCGGCGACCGCCAGUCCAACGAGGACUCUGACGAAGAUGUGUCGCGCCCUCUGAAUCCUGACGAGCGUGAUCCAUGGGAGCUGCGCUACGAACAGAUAUACAAUGGCAGAAAUUGCCUACCUCUCUGGCGCUUCGGUUACGCCUUCAAGUGGGAGGCCGCCUUCGAGUACGCCAAGCACCACAAACUGAAGUGCUUGUCCACUGAUGAGGAGGGAGCUGAGACUCUCAACUUCGACGAGUUCGUUUCCCAGGUUGGUGGAUCCCCGGCGGAAGUGGCGGGAAUCGCCAUCAUCCUUAUGGCGAUCGACCUUUCAAAGAAAUGCGGUAUGCGCUUGGACACAGCGCAGACAUUGUCGCUCGAGCACAGAUUCGUCCUCUACCUGUGGACGAACUACAACUACGACGGACGAAUGCAGAGCUGCGGCAACUACGAUUUCGUCCUCGACACCCUUGACACUGCGCUCAAGCCAUUAUCCGGAGCUGUAGUUAAUACGUUAUGGUAUAUUGACCUGGAGGACGACUGCCUGAUAGGCGUUAUACAGCUGAAGUACGGCAGGUGA